Messenger RNA from Staurois parvus, 372 nucleotides. Lineage: Eukaryota; Metazoa; Chordata; Amphibia; Anura; Ranidae. The record is from the annotation of a GenBank genome assembly.
AUGAUCCAACAUACACUAUAUUGCAAAACGUAUUGGGAUACCCCUCCAAAUCAUUGGAUUCAGGUGUAUAAAAUCAAGCACCUAGGAAUGUAAACUGCUUCUACAAACAUUUGUGAAAGAAUGGGUCGCUCUCAGGAGCUCAGUGAAUUCAAGCAUGGUGCCGAGAUAGGUUGCCACCUGUGCAAUAAGUCCAUCUGUGAAAUUUCCUUGCUACUAAAUAUUCCACUGUCAACUGUUAAUGGUAUUGUAACAAAGUGGAAGCAAAUGGGAACAACAGCAACUCAGCCACGAAGUGGUAGGCCACUUAAAAUGACAGAGCAGGGGCUGAAGCACACAGUGUGCAGAAGUCCCCAACUGUCUGCAGAGUCAAUA